Messenger RNA from Nelumbo nucifera (sacred lotus), 929 nucleotides. RefSeq names its product tropomyosin. NCBI's taxonomy places the organism in Eukaryota, Viridiplantae, Streptophyta, Magnoliopsida, Proteales, Nelumbonaceae. The record is from RefSeq and is a predicted model, not a curated record.
AUUUCGAUAAAUAAGCACGUGCCAUAAACGUAAAUAGAAGUUUAGGUAGUGAAGUGACGUAACCCCCGGGGGGUGGGGGUAUAUGGAAAAAUUGUAGCUUACCCAAAAAAAGAGAACAAGAAAAGGAAAAGCACCGGCAGUCAGUCCAGUUUUCCACCUCGCGGUCAGCAACUGUCAUAGUCACUCUUCUUCCCUCUUUGAUUCAGACUCCUAAGAGUGGAAGGUGUACACAUUGCUGUGAGUGAGGGAGACACUGAGAGUGUUAUAUCUAUGCUAAAUUGCUAGCUGCUUAGAUUAGAGUUCAACACUAGUUCACAAGAAAGAUGGAAGAGAAGGAAAAGGGCAACGAGAGAUGGAGUGCAUCAAUUGUAAAUUUGUCAGAGAUGGGAGCCAAUCUUGAUUCAUUACAGAAACUCCUAAUGAAGAAGGCUGUUUUUGUAGACGAGGAAACAUUUGCCAAAGCAUCGCUGAGCUCUGAGCAGGCUCGUAUCAUCAAGGCACUUGAACAAAGGGUUGAGACAUUAGAACGUGAACUUGAUGCUGCAAUUACAGCUGCUGCUCAUGCUAGGUCAGAAAAACGACAGGCUGAGGCUGCACAGAAAGCUGCUGAAUUACAUGCACAAGAGGUCACAAGGGAGAUUGAGAACACCACAAAGGUAUUCCAAUUACACAUGGAAGAGCUGCGUGCUAAGCAAGAGGAAAUAUACAAGAGAGAGAGUGACAUUAAAGUUUUGGAAGCUAUAAUUCAGACCCUUGGUGGAAAAGGGUCAUCUGCCUCAGAAAGUUAAGAUCCAUAUGUACUCCAUUCUUUUCUUUUCAUUCACUUUUUUUUUUUUGCGUUUAGGUACAUGAUCUGAUCAAGUAUUGUUCAUCUAUACUAGUGUGCACAAGCUAUAUUACAAAUAAAAAAAAUGCUAUUUUCAGUGAUA